Molecule: messenger RNA, 1745 nt
Organism: Larimichthys crocea (large yellow croaker)
Lineage: Eukaryota; Metazoa; Chordata; Actinopteri; Sciaenidae
Gene: smyd3
Product: SET and MYND domain containing 3
Exons: 12
Coding region: 60-1370 (436 amino acids)
Cellular component (GO): nucleus
Molecular function (GO): protein binding
Source: RefSeq, a predicted model, not a curated record
GUGUGCGUCAGUUACGGAUGUAAACACACUGCUCGGUUCACGUGGAGGGAAAACCGACUAUGGCACCGAGGCUCGAGCGUUUCGUCAGCCCGGGAAAAGGCAACGGUCUGCGGGCGACAGCCAGGAUCAAGCCGGGGGAGCUGGUGUACUCUGCCGAGCCGCUGGCGUGCUGUGUGUCCAACAAAGUGUCCAGAGAGGUCUGCCACCACUGCUUCUCACGACGUGAGGCCUUGUUGAGAUGUUCCCAGUGCAAGAUGGCUCGUUACUGCAAUACCAUUUGCCAGAAACAAGCAUGGCCUGACCAUAAGAGAGAGUGUAAAUGUCUGCGAAGCCUCCUACCCAGAAUUCCCACUGACUCAGUCCGUCUGGCUGCGAGACUCAUCUUUGCCCUGUUAAAUCCAUCGAAAAGCAGCAGUGAGGAGCUCUACACUUUGGAGGAGCAUGAAUCACACUUGAGUUCUGUGUCUGAGCAGAAGAAACAAGGUCUGUCUCAGCUGGCAUCCAUGUUAGAGCUUUACCUACAACAGGAGGUACCUGACCUGGCACAGGAAAUUACAUCAGCACUGCCGCCUUCCUGCAGAGAACCCCUCAACCUUAUUGCAAAGGUGACAUGUAAUUGUUUCACCAUCAGUGAUGGAGAGCUGCAAGAGAUUGGCGUCGGGCUGUAUCCUAGUUUAUCUCUGCUAAACCAUGACUGUAGACCAAACUGUGUGAUGGUGUUUGAGGGAACAAAACUGCACCUCAGAGCUGUUCGGGAUAUCAAGCCUGAAGAGGAGCUAACUAUAAGUUACAUUGAGACCUUGUCACUGACUGAAGAUCGACAGAGACAGCUGGAGGACCAGUACCAUUUUAUCUGCCACUGUCAGCAUUGUGACUCUCAAGACAAAGAUGGACUCAUGCUGUCAGGGGGAGAAUCAACAUGGCGCCUGCUGAAGGAGGCUCUACCGAGACUGGAAGCACUGAAAGCAGAGUCAAGUUGGCAAACAUUGCUACAGAGCUGUAGUCAUUUGUUAUCAACUGUUGAUGGUGACGUGCCUGAUGAAAAUCUGUAUAAGCUCAGGAUGACAGACAUGGCUGUAGAUGCUUCCAUUCACCUGGGACACUGGCGGGAAGCUGUGGGAUACGGGGAGAAAACACUUCCAGUUUACAGACAAUACUAUCCCGAUCCCCAUCCGGUCCAUGGAGUCCAGCUGAUGAGAGUUGGAAAGCUGCAACAUUACCUGGAGCACAUUGAGGAUGCUUUGGACACAUUCAAACAGGCCUAUCAAAUCAUAAAACUCACCCACGGUGACGAUCACCCGAUGACCACUGAUCUGUUGAUGAAGAUGGAGGAAUGUCGCACUGAGAUGGAUCAACAAUCAUCAGGCUGAACACAAAAAAAUUAAGCCCCGUCAUCAGUUUUAUAAAGAUUUGUAAUAUGAACAAGAAGACAUUUUACUUGCUGUAAAUUACAUCUGAUUAAUGUCAUUUAUUAAAAUGUGUCAGAUGUCAGAAGUCUGAUUAAUAAUUUUUAAUAAUUUAUCAGUAAUUAGCUUCACAUUCACAUUUUAGCAUGCUUAUAUUUGGUAAUUUGCAUCAAACACAUGGUAAACAUGAGGGUGAUGAGGGUGAGUCAUUAUUUUUGCAGGUAUUAUCCAAAAUUCAAUUCAAUUUCUACCCGAUGUCUGAGAUAAAUUAAAAGUUAUCACAGUCGCAGUAACAACAACAGUUGUUAUGACAUUUCUCAACAUUAAAUGUCAAUUUCA